AUGGCACAUUACACUGCUCGCCCAUAUCAACUCGCCCAUAUCACCUCGCUCAUAUCACCUCGCACAAAUCAACUCGCCCAUAUCAACUCGCCCAUAUCAGCUCGCCCAUAUCAGCUCGCCCAUAUCAACUCGCCCAUAUCAACUCGCCCAUAUCAACUCGCCCAUAUCAACUCGCCCAUAUCAACUCGCCCAUAUCAACUCGCCCAUAUCAACUCGCCCAUAUCAGCUCGCCCAUAUCAGCUCGCCCAUAUCAACUCGCCCAUAUCAACUCGCACAAAUCAGCUCGCCCAUAUCAACUCGCCCAUAUCAACUCGCCCAUAUCAACUCGCCCAUAUCAACUCGCCCAUAUCAACUCGCCCAUAUCAGCUCGCCCUUAUCAACUCGCCCAUAUCAGCUCGCCCAUAUCACCUCGCACAAAUCAACUCGCCCAUAUCAACUCGCCCAUAUCAGCUCGCCCAUAUCAGCUCGCCCAUAUCAGCUCGCCCAUAUCAACUCGCCCAUAUCAGCUCGCCCAUAUCAACUCGCCCAUAUCACCUCGCUCAUAUCACCUCGCACAAAUCAACUCGCCCAUAUCAACUCGCCCAUAUCAGCUCGCCCAUAUCAGCUCGCCCAUAUCAACUCGCCCAUAUCAACUCGCCCAUAUCAACUCGCCCAUAUCAACUCGCCCAUAUCAGCUCGCCCAUAUCAGCUCGCCCAUAUCAACUCGCCCAUAUCAACUCGCCCAUAUCAGCUCGCCCAUAUCAACUCGCCCAUAUCAACUCGCCCAUAUCAACUCGCCCAUAUCAACUCGCCCAUAUCAACUCGCCCAUAUCAACUCGCCCAUAUCAACUCGCCCAUAUCAACUCGCCCAUAUCAGCUCGCCCAUAUCAACUCGCCCAUAUCAACUCGCCCAUAUCAACUCGCCCAUAUCAACUCGCCCAUAUCAACUCGCCCAUAUCAGCUCGCCCAUAUCAACUCGCCCAUAUCAACUCGCCCAUAUCAACUCGCCCAUAUCAACUCGCCCAUAUCAACUCGCCCAUAUCAGCUCGCCCAUAUCAACUCGCCCAUAUCAGCUCGCCCAUAUCAACUCGCCCAUAUCAACUCGCCCAUAUCAACUCGCCCAUAUCAACUCGCCCAUAUCAGCUCGCCCAUAUCAACUCGCCCAUAUCAACUCGCCCAUAUCAACUCGCCCAUAUCAACUCGCCCAUAUCAACUCGCCCAUAUCAGCUCGCCCAUAUCAACUCGCCCAUAUCAACUCGCCCAUAUCAACUCGCCCAUAUCAACUCGCCCAUAUCAACUCGCCCAUAUCAACUCGCCCAUAUCAACUCGCCCAUAUCAGCUCGCCCAUAUCAGCUCGCCCAUAUCAACUCGCCCAUAUCAACUCGCACAAAUCAGCUCGCCCAUAUCAACUCGCCCAUAUCAACUCGCCCAUAUCAACUCGCUCAUAUCAGCUCGCCCAUAUCAACUCGCCCAUAUCAGCUCGCCCAUAUCACCUCGCACAAAUCAACUCGCCCAUAUCAGCUCGCCCAUAUCAGCUCGCCCAUAUCAGCUCGCCCAUAUCAGCUCGCCCAUAUCAGCUCGCCCAUAUCAACUCGCACAAAUCAACUCGCCCAUAUCAACUCGCCCAUAUCAACUCGCCCAUAUCAGCUCGCCCAUAUCAACUCGCCCAUAUCAACUCGCCCAUAUCAACUCGCACAAAUCAGCUCGCCCAUAUCAACUCGCCCAUAUCAACUCGCCCAUAUCAACUCGCCCAUAUCAGCUCGCCCAUAUCAACUCGCCCAUAUCAGCUCGCCCAUAUCACCUCGCACAAAUCAACUCGCCCAUAUCAACUCGCCCAUAUCAGCUCGCCCAUAUCAGCUCGCCCAUAUCAGCUCGCCCAUAUCAACUCGCCCAUAUCAGCUCGCCCAUAUCAACUCGCCCAUAUCACCUCGCUCAUAUCACCUCGCACAAAUCAACUCGCCCAUAUCAACUCGCCCAUAUCAGCUCGCCCAUAUCAGCUCGCCCAUAUCAACUCGCCCAUAUCAACUCGCCCAUAUCAACUCGCCCAUAUCAACUCGCCCAUAUCAACUCGCCCAUAUCAACUCGCCCAUAUGA
This is a messenger RNA of Closterium sp. NIES-65, 2073 nucleotides long. NCBI's taxonomy places the organism in Eukaryota, Viridiplantae, Streptophyta, Zygnematophyceae, Desmidiales, Closteriaceae. The record is from the annotation of a GenBank genome assembly.